AGUGACGCGAAGACGGCGGGCAGGUGGAGAAGGAAUCGCCGGGAGGGGCGGGGCGGGAGCCGGGUUUCCCGCGGUCCCAGCUGACGCGGGAGGAGAACAGCCAUGAUUUCUCAGUUCUUCAUCUUGUCCUCCAAGGGAGACCCACUCAUCUACAAAGACUUCCGUGGGGACAGUGGUGGCCGGGAUGUGGCCGAGCUCUUCUACCGGAAGCUGACGGGACUGCCCGGAGACGAGUCCCCGGUUGUCAUGUACCAUGAGGACCGUCAUUUCAUCCACAUCAGACAUAGCGGUCUCUAUUUAGUUGCCACGACUUCAGAAAACGUUUCUCCCUUCAGCCUCCUAGAGCUGCUCUCCAGGUUAGCUACCCUCCUGGGCGACUACUGUGGCUCCCUCAGUGAAGGGACCAUCUCCCGAAACGUGGCUCUUGUCUAUGAACUCCUCGAUGAAGUACUGGACUAUGGCUACGUACAGACCACAUCCACAGAGAUGCUAAGAAACUUCAUCCAGACGGAAGCUGUGGUCAGCAAGCCCUUCAGCCUCUUUGAUCUCAGCAGUGUUGGCUUGUUUGGGGCAGAGACACAACAGAGCAAAGUGGCCCCCAGCAGCGCGGCCAGCCGCCCAGUCCUUUCCAGUCGCUCUGACCAGAGCCAAAAGAAUGAAGUUUUUUUGGAUGUAGUGGAGAGAUUGUCAGUACUGAUAGCAUCGAAUGGAUCACCACUGAAGGUGGAUGUGCAAGGAGAGCUCCGGCUCAAGAGCUUCCUUCCCAGUGGCUCUGAGAUGCGCAUCGGCUUGACAGAAGAAUUCUGUGUGGGAAAAUCAGAACUGAGAGGUUAUGGGCCAGGAAUUCGGGUUGAUGAAGUCUCAUUUCACAGCUCAGUAAACCUGGACGAGUUUGAGUCUCAUCGGAUCCUCCGCUUGCAGCCACCCCAGGGCGAGCUGACUGUGAUGCGGUACCAGCUCUCUGAUGACCUCCCCUCCCCGCUCCCUUUCCGGCUCUUUCCCUCUGUGCAGUGGGACCAAGGCUCAGGCCGGCUCCAGAUUUACCUGAAGUUACGGUGUGACCUGCCCCCAAAGAGCCAAGCUGUCAACAUCAGACUGCACCUUCCACUGCCACGAGGGGUGGUCAGCCUGUCUCAGGAGCUCAGCAGCCCAGAGCAGAAGGCAGAGCUGGGGGAGGGAGCUCUUCACUGGGACCUACCCCGGAUACAAGGAGGCUCUCAACUCUCAGGCCUUUUCCAGAUGGACGUUCCCAGCUCACUGGGAGCCUCUGGCCAUGGGCCUUCCACCUCAUCCCCUCCACUGGGGCUGGGCCCCGCAAGCCUGUCCUUCGAACUCCCCCGGCACACGUGUUCUGGCCUCCAGGUUCGCUUCCUCAGGCUGACCUUCAGGCCCAGUGGCAACGCCAACCCCCACAAGUGGGUACGCCACCUAAGCCACAGCGAUGCCUAUGUCAUUCGGAUCUGAGGCUCCCCACACAGGGCGUGAAAGCGAAGGCAGCAGGCAGACAAAUGAGAAGAGUUCAGUGUUUUCUUUCUUGGAGUCCUGGCUUGCUGCUCAGGGUGUGAGUAGGAGAGUCCUGAGAAGCCAGUCCAGGGACUUGCCCCUUCGAUGGUAUCUCACACUGGAAGGCUCAGAACUUACAAACUGACUUUUAUUCUGAGGAAGUGACUGUACAGUAUCUAAAAAGAAAGUCAUGUGGGGUAAA
This is a messenger RNA of Chinchilla lanigera (long-tailed chinchilla), 1705 nucleotides long. It is a transcript of the gene Ap4m1, whose product is annotated as adaptor-related protein complex 4, mu 1 subunit. The record is from RefSeq and is a predicted model, not a curated record. The transcript has 16 exons. Lineage: Eukaryota; Metazoa; Chordata; Mammalia; Rodentia; Chinchillidae. Gene Ontology annotation, biological process: Golgi to lysosome transport; protein targeting. Gene Ontology annotation, cellular component: clathrin adaptor complex; cytoplasmic vesicle; trans-Golgi network. Bases 103 to 1464 code for a protein of 453 amino acids.